AUGGGUAUUCCUUUGUGGCGUCCGCCUUCUCCUCCCGAGCUCAAGAGUUCUGUCAAAAGUGACCCUUGCGCCCACUCGCGCUCCUCUAUUCGUCGCAGAGGAGCCGUGCGACAUGUCGUUUCGCAAACAAGCUCGAACAGCAUAUCUCCUCGCAAUUCUUUGUCCGCCUCUCAACUGGACACCCUACAACAACUAGAAAAUCUCCUCGAUAAUCCACCUCUUCGACAGAGCGCCGUGUUUGGAGACGUCAGCUUGGUAGACUCGACGUCGAGGGAUGCCACUGCUCUAACUGAUUCUGCCCGGCGAGAGGAGGGCUCGCGAUUGCUUCGGGAUGCAUUGCGACAUAACCAACCCGGUCGGCGUCUUCGCAUCCCACGCGAAUCUUCCCUGCGCUUCGAAAUGCCCACCCCUCCAUGGUCGCCAAGUGAAGUACUUCAACGCUCGUCUUUGGGAGAUUACGCCAGGAUCCGACAGGCAGCCGACAGUUUCCCCUACUCUCCUAGAUUCGCGCCUGCAUUCAGGCACGAUAGUUCUGCCCCUUCAGCCCGUACCGAAACGAGAUCACCCCCACCAGCGGUUGUGCGGCCGCCAGUGCAUAUGAUGGAAGAUGGACCAGCACCUGGUGUGCGGUAUCUACGUCGUGUGGGUCAUCGAUCGGUCAGCGACAACAAUAACAACGGAAAUACGGCUUCUUUUCAACAAGGCAUUGAUGGCCUAGGUGAUCGACAACGUAGUGCUAGCCCUGAUGAUGACCUGGAUAACGCAUGGGAAACACUUUUGACUACUCUUACGCCUGAUCCCAACUUACCCAGCGCUGAUUCCUCAUUCACAUCUAAUGCUGCUACCAACUCUAGCCGUGCUAUUGAAUCUACUCGUCAGAGUCAGUCGUCUCAGACACAGCGGACGCACUCGGGCCCGACCGCUACGGUGCAUAUGAUCCUAGAACCUUACCCUGAUUUCUUUAACCCUUGUGAUAUUCCGGAGCAUGCCACGGAUUCAGAUACCGAGACAGAAUCAGAACUAGGGUUGCAUCGUUCGGGAUCUUCUCGUCAACGCCAACAUCCACGAUCUCGACUUCUUGAAUCUAUGUCGGCGAUUGGGUCUACUCAAGACAGUCAGCCUCCAGUUCCAAGAUUGUCACGAUCAUCAGGACUCCCAUCUAUCUCUUUCAUCUCACACGAUCUAUCUCCCGGUGUGGAUAUGCAGGCGAUUGUUGAUCGUUUAGCUCAGCGGGAACAUGUUCCUGACGGUUGGUGGGCGGCAGCAGGAUUGCCUCGCACCAUGGGUCGCCAAUUAGACGUUGGCGAUGGGUCUCCAGACCACGUUAAUGAUGCGGCUGAUGAAUCAUGA
Molecule: messenger RNA, 1350 nt
Organism: Talaromyces marneffei
Lineage: Eukaryota; Fungi; Ascomycota; Eurotiomycetes; Eurotiales; Trichocomaceae
Exons: 2
Coding region: 1-1350 (449 amino acids)
Source: RefSeq, a predicted model, not a curated record